Molecule: messenger RNA, 3342 nt
Organism: Trichomonas vaginalis G3
Lineage: Eukaryota; Parabasalia; Trichomonadida; Trichomonadidae
Product: leucine-rich repeats (6 copies)-containing protein
Exons: 1
Coding region: 1-3342 (1113 amino acids)
Source: RefSeq, a predicted model, not a curated record
AUGCGUGGAUGGACAAUGUCUACAGUAAGUAUAUCAGAAUCAGUUAAAUACAUCGAUUCAACAGCAUUUUUAGAGUGUAGUUCUCUUUCACGUUUCAUUGUUCAUGAAAAUAAUAAUGUGUAUAAAUCCUAUAAUGACAACCUUGUCUCACUUGAUAAUACAAUAUUGUUUCGCUUUCCUCCAAAAUCGAAACAAAUUUCUAUUAAUAUUUAUACAAUUGAUGCAAAUAUAGUAAAUAUAUCCGAUUAUGCAUUCGAAAGUGCAGAUUUUGGAAUUGUUAAUUUUGAUGCUCAAUCACAAAUCAAAGUUAUUGGAUCAUUUGCAUUUUUAAAUAGUAAUAUUCAAGAAAUACAUCUUCCUUCUUCUAUUUCUGUUAUCAAACGAUACGCAUUUUCUUCACCAAAAAAAUUAAAACAAAUUAAGUUUGCUGAUAAUCAAAACAAUAUUGUUAUUGAAGAAUAUGCAUUUUCCAACUCAUCAAUUUCGAAUUUCACUUUUCCAAAUAAUUGCAAAAUUUCUGAUUCAGUUUUUUGUUACUGUACAGAACUAGAAAAAGUAACAAUAAAAUCAAAUAAUGUAGACCUUAACAUUGAUGCAUUCUCAGGAUGUUUUAGCAUUUCUAAUUUUGAAAUCACUAAUUCACAGUUUAUAAAUGUAAAUGGAAGUAUAAUGAAUAGCAACAAAGCCACAAUUUACUAUAUAAUACCAAAUUCUUCUUUUGAAUUGGAUUUGUUAGCAAAUGUAAAUCAAAUUUGCGAAACUGCUUUCCGAAAUUACAAUGGAAGUUUGGAAUUAACAAAAAUAUUUACCAAUAGUAUUAUUACUAUUGAUAGAGGUAUUGUUUAUCUUGGUCGUGAAUGUCUCUCAUCUUUUAUGAAUUUAGAAAAUAUCAAUAUAAAACAAGACACAACAUCAAUUUGUAGAAGAUGCUUUUAUGGAUUGAAAAAUAUAAAGAGUUUUACAAUACAGGGGAACUUAGAAACUAUUGGAGAAGAUGCAUUUAGAAACUGUCAAUUCAAUUCAUUAAAUCAAAUUGAUUUUCCAUUUUCAUUAAGCUCAAUUGAAAAAUAUGGUUUUUAUAAUGCAAAUUUCGGUAAUUCUACUAGAAUAUCGUUUUUAUCACAGACUUUGAAUAUUAAAUCCCACGCAUUUGAAAAGAUGACAGCAAAUUGUGUUAUUUUUAAUGUUCUUGAUUCAUUAGAUGAAUAUGCGUUUUAUGGAUCAUCAAUUCCUAAUAUAAAUCUUGGAGAUUAUGGAUUUUAUGAAUUUAAAAAUUAUGCAUUUUCACAUUCAUCUGUAGAGAUAGUUGAAUACUCAGGAGAUGUAAGAAAAAUCGGCUUUGCUACUUUUCAAGAUUGCAAAUCUCUCAAAACAUUUUAUUUUCUUUCACUAACAUCGGGUGUUGCAUCAUUAAUCGAUUUAAAUAGUAUUACUUACAUUGAUGAUUUUGCAUUCCAAAAUUGUAUUUCAAUUAGUGAAAUUCAAAUUGGGGGAAUUUUAAAGACAGAAUAUAUUGGAUACAAAGCAUUCGAUAAUAUAAAAAACUUGAGAACAUUUUCAGUUGGUAAAACAAAUGAUAUAUUUACGAGUGAUACUUUGCCGACUGGAUCUAAUCCUGCAUUCAGUUUAUCAUCAGAUAAUGAAUAUUAUAAGUAUAUUGAGAAUUGUCUUUAUAACAUAGAUUUGACUAUUUUAAUAAGGUACUUUGGAUCAAAUAUAAUUGUAAGGAUUAAGUCAUCAACAAAAAAGAUAUCAGAUAAUGCAUUUUCAUCUCAAUCAUUAGAAUAUAUUUUAUUUGAUUCCGAAGAUAUCCAGUUAGAAAUCAUAGGCAAAAGUGCAUUUUCUAGUACAAAAUUAAGAAGUUUUGAAGUUCCACCACUUGUUACAUUGAUUGAUGAUAGUGCAUUUCACAAGUGUUCUUUAUUAACAACAAUUACUCUCAAUGAAAACCUCGAAAAAUUAGGAGCAAUGUGUUUUUCAAAUACUGGGAUUUCCGAAAUAAAAAUUCCAAAAUGUUGUUCGUCAUUUGGAAUUUUUUCAUUUUCGGAGAAUUCACAAUUAGAAAAAGUUGAAUUUGAAGAUGAUUCAUCAAUAACAGAAAUACCAGAAUUUUGCUUUUUUAAUUGUUAUAACUUAAAAUCAAUUAACUUACCAAAAAAUAUUAAAAAAUUGGAAAAGAUGGCAUUUAUUUUGUGCUCAAAACUAACAAAUAUAUCUCUUGAACACAUUGAAGUAAUUGGAGAUAAUGCUUUUAUGAGUACACGCUUGCAAAGAAUUGUUAUUCCUUCCAGUAUCGAAAAAAUAGGUGAAAAUGCUUUCGGUAGUUGCAAUUCAUUAAGAGAAAUCAUUUUUGAAUCGAAUUCUCAAUUGACUGAGAUUGGAAAAGAUCCAUUUUCUAAUUGUAAAAACAUAGAAUUACUAGAAAUGCCAGGUUCAUUCAAUAGAUUCAAAGAUUUCUUUAUAAAUUUCUCGAGUUCUGGAUCUACUUAUAAUUCUUUAUUGAUCAAAAAAGUUGUUUUACCUCCAAAAGAGAUCAUUUUUGAACAAAUUCCUGAUAUUCCAAUUGAAUCAAUUGUUGCAAGAUCAGAAACGAACAUUGAAAAUAUUGGAGAAAAUGCAUUCAACAAUAUGAAAAGGUUAAUUUAUGUUGAGUUCAAAUGCCAUGUUAACAAUAUUGCAACAAAUGCUUUUUGUAACUGCCAAAAUUUGGAAUAUAUUUAUAUGAAAGAAGUUCAAACAAUAAGUGGUUCUGCCUUUGCAAAUAAUACUAAACUUAAGAAUAUAACAAUCCUAGAAUAUAAUGGAAUAAUACCAGAGAAUUGUUUUCAAAAUUGUUUUGCUUUAGCUAAAAUAAUUUCCAAUGUAAAUAUAAUAAGUGUUGGAAGUUAUGCCUUCGAAAACUGUGAAAAUAUAGACUUAAAUACUUCGGAUAUCACAAAAGUUGGUUCAUAUGCUUUCAAUAAUUCAAGAAUCAAAAUGUUCCCUUCAAGAAUUACUAAAAUUGAAGAGUUUGCGUUUUAUGGAUGUUUUAUUGAAUCAAGAAUUGUUUUAACGAAUAAACUCGAGUAUAUAGGAACAGGAUCAUUCUACAAUUUGAGAAAUUCAAUCAGAUAUGUCCAUUAUUGUGGAUAUAAGAACUUUCCCGAUAAUAAUAAUGCGUUUGAGAAUUUAGAAGGAAUAGUUGUUCCAAAGAAUUACAAUUAUGAUAUGUUUUGCAAUUACAAGGUAAUUAAAAGUAAAACAUUAAGUUGUUACUCCAUUCCAGUGACUGAAUUUUUGAAUUAUCAACAAUCUGUCAGAUUUGGGUCAAAAGAUUACUCUCUAAGAAGAUUAAGACCAUAA